Aspergillus alliaceus is the source of this 1212-nucleotide messenger RNA. RefSeq names its product RNase P/RNase MRP complex subunit. Gene Ontology annotation, biological process: rRNA processing; tRNA 5'-leader removal. Lineage: Eukaryota; Fungi; Ascomycota; Eurotiomycetes; Eurotiales; Aspergillaceae. The transcript is spliced from 2 exons. Gene Ontology annotation, molecular function: ribonuclease P RNA binding. The record is from RefSeq and is a predicted model, not a curated record. The coding region runs from base 71 to 808 and encodes 245 amino acids. Gene Ontology annotation, cellular component: ribonuclease MRP complex; ribonuclease P complex.
AAACGACUCAACCUCUACUAAUUUCCAAUACCCCAUAAAACCCCAGACAGCAAAAAAGAAAACUAAAAAAAUGACCGCCCCAAAACCCCACAUAGGAGAAACCCUCCUCAGGCGCGCUCACACCCCCGAAACAUCCUCUCAACUCUUCAUCGAACGCAUCAAACAAAAACCCCUCUACCUACGCCCAACAUCGCCCACCCCAGCCGAUAAUCGCGACCGCCGCCGCCACUACCGCCUCCAAAAGAAAUCCUACUUUCUCCGCAAACAGAAACCGCGGCCGCUGUCCGCGCGCGAGAAGCGCGCCACCGGCAUCUACAACCUCCCCAAGGACGAGUGCAAGUAUGCCGUUUUCAAGGGCCUGCAUGCCAUGUGGGUGGAGUAUAUGCGGGAGAUACUGGAUGUUAAUGCGCGGAAGUUGGAAGAGCUCAAUGUGACGGCGCUGUCGCAUGGGAGUAAGUUGGUUAGUGCGGAUUUUCAUGGGGCGGAGGUGGAGGUCGUGAGGAGUCGGUGUGCGGGGAGGGUUGGGGUGAAGGGGAUUGUGGUUCGGGAUACGAAGUUCACAUUUGUGGUUGUUACCGAGGGGGAUGAGGUUAAGACUUUGCCGAAAGAACAGACGAUUUUUCGCUUUCGUGUGCCGUUACCUGCGUCUGAUCAGGAUGUUAUGGAUGUGACGGCUGGUGCGGAUGCCAGGGCCAAUAGCGACAAUAAGAAGGAGCUUACAUUUGAGCUUCAUGGAAGUCAGUUUCAGAAUCGGCCGGUUGAUCGUGCCAAUAAGAAGUUUAAGUGGCGGAAUGUGGAUUACCUUUGAUUGACGGUGUCGGGUUCUAUUGCUUAUGCUUUAACAAUCUUGUCGAUACUCUAUGGGGGGAUAGGCCCCGGGCCCGACAAAGAGGGAUGGCAAUCAUUUGACUGUCAUGGGGUCGGUGGUACUCAUGGGCUGCAGGACUGCAGGCGCGAGGGAUCCCCGGUAUCGAUUCUAUAUGGAAGAUAGUAUAGUCGGCGUAGUCGCCAGAUUGCUUCCCAGACACGCAGGACCAGGCUUUCGGCUUCCUGUGAUCCCAUCCGCUGACAUCGAACUCGCACAGUUUCAGGCCGGAUAGCUGCGUCUCAAAAGGCUGCCGCUCCGUUUUCUAUGCCCCUACGUUGAAAGACUUGUCUCUUAUGCUACAGGGACGUAGGCUACGAUUACAGGCGAUUAAUGAAUAUUUGAAG